AUGGCUAGGGUUUAUAGUAAUUGGGAUAGGCUGGUUCGAGCCACUUUGAGAAGAGAGCAGUUGAGAAAUUCAGGUCAAAGUCAUGAACGGGUUAAUAGCGGACUUGCCGGAGCAGUUCCGCCUUCACUUGGUCGAGCUACCAACAUCGAUGCCAUCUUACAAGCUGCUGAUGAGAUUCAGUCCGAGGAUCCUCAUGUUGCUAGAAUUCUAUGUGAGCAAGCGUACUCUAUGGCACAGAACUUGGACCCCAACAGUGAUGGUAGAGGUGUUCUUCAAUUCAAGACUGGUUUGAUGUCAGUGAUUAAGCAAAAACUUGUGAAGAGAGAUGGUGCUUCUAUAGACCGAGAUCGUGAUAUUGAACGCCUAUGGCAGUUUUACCAAGUUUAUAAAAGACGGCAUAGAGUGGAUGAUAUCCAAAGGGAAGAGCAGAAAUGGAGGGAAUCAGGAACAACGUUUUCUUCAAAUGUGGGGGAGAUCUUGAAGAUGAGGAAGGUCUUCGCUACGUUGAGGGCCUUAAUCGAAGUGUUAGAGGUGCUAAGCAGAGAUGCAGAUCCAGAUGGUGUUGGAAGGUCUAUCAGGGAGGAGCUUGGGCGAAUUAAAAAAGCUGAUGCCACUUUGUCUGCGGAGCUAACUCCUUACAACAUUGUCCCGCUAGAAGCCCAGUCCAUGACCAAUGCAAUUGGGGUUUUCCCUGAAGUGCGUGGUGCAGUACAGGCAAUUAAAUAUACUGAACAUUUCCCUAGCCUGCCUGAAAGCUUUGAGAUUUCCGGACAACGUGAUGCAGAUAUGUUUGAUUUGCUGGGGUACAUCUUUGGGUUUCAGAGAGAUAAUGUAAGGAACCAACGGGAGCAUCUGGUUCUCACACUUUCAAAUGCACAGUCCCAGCUUAGUAUACCUGGCCAGAAUGACCCAAAAAUUGAUGAGAAAGCAGUCAAUGAGGUUUUCUUGAAGGUUUUGGAGAACUACAUCAAGUGGUGCAAAUACUUGAGGAUGCGCGUUGUGUACAACAAGUUAGAAGCCAUUAAUCGGGACAGGAAACUGUUUCUUGUUUCUUUGUACUUCCUAAUCUGGGGUGAAGCUGCUAAUGUCCGAUUUCUUCCGGAGUGUAUUUGCUAUAUUUUUCACCAUAUGGCAAAGGAAUUGGACGCAAAGUUAGAUCAUGGAGAAGCUGUCUUUGCUGACAGUUGCUUAACUGAGAGUGGUUCGGUCUCAUUUCUUGAGCGAAUUAUCUGCCCCAUAUAUGAAACAAUGUCAGCUGAAACUGUUCGAAACAAUAAUGGGAAAGCUGCGCAUUCUGCCUGGCGGAAUUAUGAUGACUUCAAUGAAUACUUUUGGACACCUGCUUGCUUUGAGUUAAGCUGGCCUAUGAAAACAGAGGCACGAUUUUUAAGCAAGCCUAAAGGGCGGAAAAGGACUGGUAAAAGCAGCUUUGUUGAGCAUCGGACAUACCUUCACCUUUUCCGAAGUUUUCACAGACUUUGGAUCUUCAUGGCUAUAAUGUUUCAGACUUUGACGAUUAUAGCCUUCAGGAAAGAGCAACUCGAUAAAGAUACUUUCAAGAUCUUACUCAGUGCUGGGCCUACAUAUGCUAUUAUGAACUUCAUUGAAUGUUUUCUUGAUGUCGUACUUAUGUUUGGCGCCUACAGCAUGACAAGAGGCAUGGCUAUAUCCAGGCUGGUUAUCAGGUUUCUCUGGUGGGGCUUGGGCUCAGUAUUUGUGGUAUAUGUUUAUGUGAGGGUUCUGCAGGAAAGAAAUAAACCAAACUCGGAUGAGUUUUUAUUCCGCUUAUACAUUCUUGUAUUGGGUUGUUAUGCCGCUGUUCGCCUCAUCUUUGCACUUUUAGUCAAACUUCCAGCAUGCCAUGCUCUGUCGGGAAUGUCAGAUCAUUCUUUCUUCCAGUUUUUUAAGUGGAUAUAUCAGGAACGAUACUUCGUUGGACGUGGCCUCUUUGAGAAUUUAAGCGAUUAUUGCAGGUAUGUGGCGUUUUGGUUGAUUGUCCUGGCCGCCAAGUUCACAUUUGCAUACUUUCUCCAGAUCAAACCACUCAUUAAACCCACCAAGACUAUCAUUAAUCUUCCUGCGUUUCAAUAUUCGUGGCAUGAUAUCGUCUCAAAAAGUAACGAUCAUGCGUUGACCAUUGUAAGCUUGUGGGCUCCAGUUGUGGCGAUAUAUAUUAUGGAUCUUCAUAUAUUCUACACAGUCUUGUCUGCAAUCAUUGGUGGUGUGAUGGGUGCAAAAGCUCGUUUAGGCGAGAUACGCUCCAUAGAAAUGGUUCAUAAGCGUUUUGAGAGUUUUCCAGAAGCGUUUGCCCAGAACCUUGUCUCCCCUGUUGUGAAAAGAGUACCAUUUGACCAACAUGCUUCUCAGGAUGGUCAAGAUAUGAACAAGGCAUAUGCUGCAAUGUUUUCGCCAUUUUGGAAUGAGAUUAUAAAAAGCUUGAGAGAGGAAGAUUAUAUCAGUAACAGGGAGAUGGAUUUGCUUUCUAUUCCCAGUAAUACGGGGAGUCUUAGACUAGUCCAGUGGCCCUUGUUUCUCCUCUGCAGUAAGAUUUUGGUAGCCAUUGAUUUAGCCAUGGAGUGCAAAGAAACACAGGUCGAACUUUGGAGACAAAUAUGCGAUGAUGAAUACAUGGCGUAUGCAGUUCAGGAGUGCUAUUACAGCGUUGAAAAAAUAUUGAAUUCCAUGGUUGAUGGUGAAGGGCGACGUUGGGUCGAAAGAAUUUUUCUGGAGAUUAGCAACAGUAUACAUGAGGGUUCGCUUGCUAUAACCUUAAAUCUUAAGAAGCUUCAGUUGGUGGUUUCCAGAUUUACUGCAUUAACUGGGCUUUUGAUACGAAAUGAAACUACAGAUCUUGCUAAAGGCGCUGCAAAAGCUAUGUUUGAUUUUUACGAGGUGGUCACCCAUGAACUUCUUUCACAUGAUUUGAGGGAGCAGCUCGAUACAUGGAAUAUUUUAGCACGGGCACGAAAUGAAGGGCGUCUCUUUUCCAGGAUAGAGUGGCCUAGGGACCCAGAAAUAAUUGAGCAGGUCAAGCGGCUUCACCUUCUUCUCACUGUGAAGGAUGCUGCUGCUAAUGUCCCCAAAAAUCUUGAAGCAAGAAGAAGAUUAGAGUUUUUUGCAAAUUCUUUAUUUAUGGAAAUGCCCCAAGCAAGGCCUGUUGCUGAAAUGGUACCAUUCUGUGUCUUCACCCCCUACUACAGCGAGACAGUGAUCUAUAGUUCCUCAGAACUGCGAAGUGAGAAUGAGGAUGGGAUAUCUAUUCUUUUUUAUCUUCAGAAGAUAUUUCCUGACGAAUGGGAGAACUUUUUGGAGAGGAUUGGAAGGUCUGAUUCAACAGGGGACGUUGAUCUUCAAGAAAGCUCAACUGAUGCUUUGGAGCUUCGGUUUUGGGUAUCUUAUCGAGGACAGACUUUAGCAAGGACAGUGCGAGGUAUGAUGUAUUACCGAAGGGCUUUGAUGCUCCAGAGUUUCUUAGAAAGGCGGGGCUUGGGAGUCGAUGAUGUUUCUCUGGCAAACAUGCCACGAGGAUUUGAAUUGUCACCUGAAGCACGAGCUCAAGCAGACCUGAAAUUUACGUAUGUUGUCUCUUGCCAAAUUUAUGGGCAACAGAAACAGCAAAAGAAACCAGAAGCUACUGAUAUUGCACUUUUAUUGCAGAGGUACGAGGCACUUAGAGUUGCCUUCAUUCACUCCGAGGAUGUUGGAGUGGAAGGAAAAAAGGAAUUUUAUUCUAAGCUAGUAAAAGCUGAUAUUCACGGAAAAGAUCAGGAAAUUUUUUCAAUUAAACUUCCCGGGGAUCCUAAACUUGGAGAAGGAAAACCUGAGAAUCAAAAUCAUGCAAUCGUUUUCACGCGUGGAGAAGCUAUCCAGACCAUAGAUAUGAAUCAGGACAACUAUCUGGAGGAGGCAAUUAAAAUGAGAAAUCUACUCGAGGAGUUUCAUGGAAAACAUGGAAUUCGACCUCCUACUAUUUUGGGAGUUCGAGAACAUGUUUUCACUGGAAGUGUUUCAUCAUUGGCGUGGUUUAUGUCCAAUCAAGAAACCAGUUUUGUGACUUUGGGUCAACGUGUCUUAGCAUAUCCACUUAAAGUUCGAAUGCACUAUGGGCAUCCAGAUGUGUUUGACAGAGUCUUUCAUAUAACCCGCGGUGGUAUCAGCAAAGCAUCCCGUGUGAUUAACAUCAGUGAAGAUAUAUAUGCUGGAUUUAACUCGACACUCAGGCAGGGAAAUAUCACCCACCAUGAGUAUAUUCAGGUUGGUAAAGGAAGAGAUGUAGGACUAAACCAGAUUGCCCUAUUUGAAGGGAAAGUAGCAGGUGGAAAUGGAGAACAAGUCCUUAGUAGGGAUGUCUACAGAAUUGGGCAGCUCUUUGACUUCUUUAGAAUGAUGUCGUUCUACUUCACAACCGUUGGAUUCUAUGUCUGCACAAUGAUGACAGUCCUUACUGUGUACGUCUUUUUAUAUGGAAGAGUUUACCUGGCAUUUUCGGGUUCUGAUCGUGCAAUCUCAAGAGUAGCCAAAUUAUCAGGGAACACUGCAUUGGAUGCCGCGCUAAAUGCGCAGUUUUUGGUCCAGAUUGGAAUCUUUACUGCCGUCCCUAUGGUUAUGGGUUUCAUACUUGAGCUUGGGUUGUUGAAGGCAAUUUUCAGCUUUAUCACGAUGCAGUUCCAGUUGUGUUCUGUCUUCUUCACUUUUUCUCUCGGUACAAGGACUCAUUACUUUGGACGUACUAUCCUUCAUGGUGGCGCAAAGUACCGGGCGACAGGCAGAGGCUUCGUGGUUCAGCACAUCAAGUUUGCAGAUAAUUACAGACUUUAUUCGAGAAGUCAUUUUGUGAAAGCUCUUGAAGUAGCUCUACUGCUCAUCAUCUACAUUGCUUAUGGGUAUGCGGACGGGGGUGCCCUUUCGUUCGUUUUGCUAACGAUCAGCAGUUGGUUCCUUGUGAUCUCCUGGUUGUUCGCACCAUACAUCUUCAACCCAUCUGGAUUUGAAUGGCAAAAGACUGUUGAGGAUUUUGAUGACUGGGUGAGUUGGCUUAUGUACAAAGGUGGAGUGGGAGUAAAGGGAGAGCUCAGUUGGGAGUCUUGGUGGGAGGAAGAACAGAUGCAUAUCCAAACAUUAAGAGGAAGGAUAUUGGAGACCAUUUUGAGCUUGAGAUUCUUCAUGUUUCAAUAUGGCAUUGUGUACAAGCUCGAUCUCACUGGCAAAAACACAUCGCUUGUGCUCUAUGGCUACUCGUGGAUUGUAUUGGUUUUUAUCGUCCUGUUGUUUAAGCUAUUCUGGUAUAGCCCCAGGAAGUCGAGCAGCAUUCUGCUGGCACUGCGUUUUCUACAGGGAGUGGUUUCACUGACAAUCAUUGCCCUUAUCGCUUUAGCCAUUGCGUUGACAAAACUAUCGAUUCCAGACAUGUUUGCAUGCUUCCUAGGCUUCAUCCCGACCGGUUGGGCAAUACUGUCUCUAGCCAUCACAUGGAAACGGCUGAUCAAGAUCCUGGGCUUGUGGGAAACAGUUCGCGAGUUUGGACGUAUUUAUGAUGCUGCAAUGGGUAUGCUCAUAUUUGCUCCGAUUGCUCUACUCUCGUGGUUCCCUUUCAUCUCCACGUUCCAGUCCCGUCUCCUCUUCAAUCAAGCCUUCAGUCGUGGACUCGAGAUCUCCAUUAUCCUCGCCGGAAACAGAGCUAACGUUGAGACCUGA
Arabis nemorensis is the source of this 5694-nucleotide messenger RNA. The record is from the annotation of a GenBank genome assembly. NCBI's taxonomy places the organism in Eukaryota, Viridiplantae, Streptophyta, Magnoliopsida, Brassicales, Brassicaceae.